CCACCACCCUCUCUCACACACACUCACUCCCCUUUCUCUCUCUCUCUCUCUCGUGUUGUGUUGUCUUCCCGUCUCGAUCUCUCUCUGUCCUUUCCGGCUGUCAUCUCUCCUCAUCUCUCUCUCACCUCCUCCCCCUCUUCUUUCUCUUCUCUCUCUCAGCUCUCGCCCUCCGUACUAACAAUUCAUCCAUGUACCCUUCCAUUAGCGCUAACCCUAUUCCUCAACGCUUAUAUUAACCAUUAUCAUCAUCCUGAACCUAACCCUCCACCUUACCCCUAAACCAACUCUAACCGUUAACCCUGAACCCAGCCCCUACAAUUAUUAACCUUAUUCCUAAACGUACCUUUUACCCUCGCCCCUAACCCUGAACUCCACCGUCACCUUAACCCCUUCUAACCCCAACUGCGACCCACGCCGCAAGAGAGCACCUGGGAGCCGGUUCAAAGUGCCACCGCUCUCUCUCUGUGUGUGUGUGGACUGUAUAUGGGGGCAGUCCUAUAGAGACUGCAUCGAGCCUAGACGAGCAUCGGCACAUGGAGGUGGAGGAGACGACACCCGGCUCCACGUGAUACAGCGAGUAACGUGACGCCACACAGUGUCCGCUUGCUGUCGGAAGGGGAAGAGGGAGGAGAGAGAAGACAACUACUCAGAGGCGAGGGGAGGAACCCACAGACAAGCAGCAAAGCCACACGAGUCCAUCCUAUUCGGUUUACCCGACACGGACUGUUGAAGCCGUGGUGGUGGCAGUGCUGCUGGCGGUGCCUGGUCGCGGUGAAGACGGCGACGACGGUGGCGGCGACGACGGUGACGACGGUGGCGUCUGUGGGCGGGCCAUGGCGUGCUGGUGGGGGCGGCUGUGUGCGCCGCGCGUGUACCCCGUCGUCCCCGACGGCGGCUGGGGCUGGGUGGUGGUGGGCGCCCUCUUCUCCAUCAGCGCCGUCACCAUCGGCUCGUUCAAGGCGUACGGCGUGUUCGUGCCGGAGCUCAUGGCGCACUUCGACACGCACGCGCGCGGUGUCUCCUGGAUCUUCUCCAUCUGCAUGUUCGUUGUCGCCUUCUGCGCCCCCGUCACCACGGUGCUGGGCAACCGCUUCUCGCCGCGCGCGGUGGUGAUGGUCGGCGGCGUCAUCACCAGCGUGGGCACCAUGAGCACGGCGCUGUCGCACACCCUGACGCACGCCUACCUCACCCUGGGGCUCGUCACCGGCCUGGGCAUCUCGCUGAGCACGCUGCCCUGCUACUCGGCGCUCUCCUGCUACUUCGAGCGGCGCCGAACCCUCGCCAUCGCGCUCGCCACAACCGGCGAGUGCCUGGGCACCUUCGCGUUCGCGCCUGGCUUCCAGCGUCUCAACGAGGCCGUGGGCUGGCGCCAUUCCUUCCUGGUCAUCGGCGCUGGACAGGCGAUCAUCGUGGCUUGUGGAGUGUUGCUCCGGCCGCUGGAGCUGCGAGCGCCGUCACCUGCCGACCGGCCGGGCCGGCGCCAACCCUGCACCGACGACGGUGCUGCCGUCACCGCCGCUGCCACAAUCGUCAUCAUGCGGGAGAACGAGCAGACGCGGACGACGGUUCACUCCGACGACUCGGGCGUCUGCGUGCAGCUGCCGCCACCAGCGACGGCGGCGUCGCUGUUCUUUCCGGCGCCGGCACAACCGCUCGUUGCCGACGACUUCUGUGCCGGCGGAGACGAGGAGGAAGAGGAAUUCGACGAGGGCGGUUGCUCCAAAGCGGCGUCGAUUUGGAGCGACGACGAAGCUGGCGCCAACAACGCGAACGACGACGGAAGAGAAGAGCCGGCACCCGCGGCAAUGACCUUACUCGACCUCUCGGUGCUGCGAGAGCCCGGCUUCGCCUGCUACGCGCUCUUCGGCGCCUUCAUCUCCUUUGGAUUCUUCCCGCCGGGGCUCUUCCUGGUGCCGCUGGCGCUGGACGCCGGCGUGCCCGCUACCGAGGCCACUUACCUCCUGUCGGCGAUGGCCGGCGCCGAGCUGGUGGGCCGCUCGGCCGCCGGGUGGCUCUUCUCGCGCCCGCUGGCGCUGCCGCGCGUUUACCUCGAGCUGGUCUGCGUGUGCGCCGUCGCAGUGGCGCUUUUCGCCUUCCCCGUGGCGGCCGUCGGCAGCGGCGGCGGCGGCGGCUGGGGGCGGCCGAUGGCGGCUCUGGCGUCGUGUAGCGCCGCCUUCGGCCUGGCGUUCGGCGCCGUCGCCGGCACGCACGUGUCCGUGCUGGCCGAGCCCGAGGUGGUGGGGCCGGGGCGCUUCUCCUCGGGACUCGGGGUCUACGUGUUCGUGCAGAGCUUCUCCGGGCUGCUGGGGCCGCCCCUCGCCGGCUGGCUGGUCGACCUGGCGGACGAAGACUACCUCAUGGCGUUCUACACCUCCGGCGUUGCCGUGGCCCUUGCCGCCAUUUGCAUCGCGCUCGUGCGGCCAUGCGCUCUCGAGUUUGGCGGCGGACUUAAUUACGUUCAGCGGCAGCGGCGACGGCACCGGCGUUGCUGUGGCGGCAGCUGCUGCUACCGACGUAACCGCAAGCAGCAAGACAACGGAAGUAGCAGCAGCAGCAGCACGGGCGUUAACGCCAACCCUGGCGUCCUGGCGUUUGCGAUGCCGUUCGCCGACGACGCCGCCGCCGCCACCACCGAGCUGCUGGAAUACCGGAGCGGAGCGGUCGUGCUUCGUGCCGACAGCGCGGAGUUCCUCGAGACGGACCUGCAAGACGCCGUUCGCAAGUGAAACCGCCCCCUCUUGCCCCGCGUGCAGCUGGUGGCACCCGAGGACCACAAAAACAAACGUUUUUUUUUUGGUGGCCUUGUAGCUGGCACACAGGACUCGUGUCCCAGGCUGUCUUAUACGAGUCUGAAGAUCGCAUAAUUAAAAAAAAAACAACAACAGAGGCUUCGCCUUUUGGGACGCAUCUUCUUCCUUUAACCGACACACGGGGCCAACGUCGCCAUGACUCAGAGGGUUCGUCGUCAUCCCUGGGGUGCCGCCAGUUAAGCCGCGCCAAGUUACCGUCGGUCGCUCACUGCCCUCCCAACACCUCGUCUCUUAACGACCCGCAAAGUCGUGAUAACAAAACCAGCUCCAGUGGCGCUGGGCAGGAAUGUAAGAUGGCUUCAGUCAUGGUUGGAGGAAGUGGUGCUUGUUCAGCUGGGUUGACAGCUAUUCUUUUUAUUUCAGGAAUGAUUUAUGGUUUGUUUACAAUUUAUAAACGUUAUGGAAUCUGACCCAAAUGUUUACAGCUCCAUUGAUUUUACCGAAAAUAAGUGAAUCACCUCGCCGACCCUGCCACCCCCCCCGUCCCCCCACCAACGCACACCCACAAAAUUUGUCGCUGGACCCUUUCAAAUACCAAACGACAAACUGAACGCACGCGGGUGAAUUGGCGGUAUCAGCGGUCAGUCGGCAGCUCGUUUUCAGUGGCCCGGAUCCACGUACAAAAUCAACAGGAUUGUCCGGGUCAUGAAGCAAGCACAGCCAUAGCAGCGUCUGCACAAUGAGCGGUGGGGGGGGGGGGGGGGCGGGCUCGAGUCCCACUUUUAAAGAACAAUAACUUUGGUCGAAAAAUGAAGUGUGCACCUCCUGAAUUUUUUUAGCCAAUUUUUUUUUGUUGCUCCUCCAAGCCGUGCCUUUGUCCUCCUUAGAAAAUAAUCUUUAAGUUGAAUUUCGCCGUUUCUGGGAGCCAUUCGAGGCCGCUCGUCGGUGAACGGCGACUUGCACCUCCCAAGUGCACUUACACGGUCCAUCGUUUGUCAAUAUGUAAGUUGAAAUUAUUUUUUUUUUAAAUAUGCGCCUUGCUGGUCCGCACUUAAAGCCGCGAGUUUUUUGUCGCGACGUCCGAACGCACUUCCACGAGAGUCAGGGUCCUCGCGAGACUCGAGUUUUAAUUUCCGUAACGACAAUGACGGCUUCAGACACUUGAAUUUUUAAUCGAGUAAUGUAUUGCGAAGUCAUAGAGGCACUUUUGUUCGCCUUGUCAUGAAUCCGCUUUGCGUCUCAGCGCGGUAGUUGAAAUUAGUUUUUAAACUUUGUUUCGAACGCAUGUCACACCGACCCGUUGCAUCUUCUUAUUUCUAACGAGGAUCGACUUUGCGUGCAACUCGCGUGUCAGUCGUCGGCGUGCAUCGCACACUUAUUUAAUGUUCAAACGUGAAACGGCACACUGGAGGCAUUUGCGUUGAAAUAAAGGAUGAUGAAACGCAAA
Lethenteron reissneri (Far Eastern brook lamprey) is the source of this 4197-nucleotide messenger RNA. RefSeq names its product monocarboxylate transporter 7-like. Gene Ontology annotation, molecular function: monocarboxylic acid transmembrane transporter activity. The record is from RefSeq and is a predicted model, not a curated record. Lineage: Eukaryota; Metazoa; Chordata; Hyperoartia; Petromyzontiformes; Petromyzontidae. Gene Ontology annotation, biological process: transmembrane transport; monocarboxylic acid transport.